CAGCUUAUCUUCAAGGGAAAACUACCUACUAAGAGGUAGCUACCGAAGAAACUGAAACGGGUGAAAAUGUGAGUUACGCUAUAGCAGCAGCACCUUUGAAGAUCGGGAGAUCUGGGAUGCCUGUCUCGGAGAAUACACACCUUCGGUAUACCAACCUUGCAAUAGGCUAUUCCCGGUAAGGAUAUGGGUAUCUAUCUUUCCCCUGGCUAGCUUUUCCCACGUGCCCCUCUCCCUCUCGUGAACUCAUGAACCUCGUCGCUAUCCAUAGGAGCUUCCCCAUUCGUCACAUGUGUGCUUUCGAUAACCGCUGGUCAGCAGUGACUCUUAAUACAUUGCCGUCUGAUUCACCUCAUGGCGUGUGAAUCAUUCCUCUGAAGAGUACGACAAACUGGACAAUAAUACUCACUACGAAGAGGCAGGCAUCGGGGGACCAGCUCGCCUAUGUCUCGGCAAUGGUGGUCUGGCAUGGGAUGGUCAAUCUUCUAUAUCUAUCACCGGACUCUACGCCAUCGAUGGUCAAGUUGGAAGCCAUCAUUCUCCCUCAUCCAGGACAGCCCGCCUCAAGCCUCCCUUCAUCCCGCAGAUCUCUUCUAUACUUAAUCAUAUAAUAUUUAUAAUAUCUCGUGCCGCUAACAGGUCGACGCGAUGCCUCAAUUCAUAUUCGUCGAGCUUCCUAGCUUCCGCAUCAAAAACACCAGCGGACAGACGGUACGCCUCAACUACGCACAGUUAGGAUUGGUAAGCGCUUUAUACCAAUUCGUGCGCAGUGGCCUCCGUACUAGCGACCAGGUCGAUUUGUCGGCAUCUCUACUUUUCGCAGACGGAGAAGCAGAUCUAUGGACGGCAAUGGCGGGAGCAGGGGAUGGAGGCCACCACCCGCAUGCCGAGGAGAAUAUGCUGCUGUCGUAUUUCCAGGCGUUCGAUUCCCCGGGAUCUUACCCGAUCGUCGACGCUAUGCUCCUACGGCGCGGUGAGCCUUGCAGCAACUGUGCUGGAUACUUCAACUUGGGCGGCAAGCAUCUACGACCAGUCGAUGGAACACCGGCGUUCCGGGCUAAGUUCACGGCCCGAUCCGACCGUCCGUACACCCCGGUCUUCCAUCUGGCACGUGAACUUGACGCCACACAACGGGCCACCUUAUGGGCCCAGCUAGCACGGAUGCGGACGGACGAGCCCGGACUUAUCGUGGCUUCUAGUGCUAGUAUUCCGGUCGGCCAGGCUUACUACCUGCUCCACGAUUCCCCUUGGUACGCCAUCAAUAACCAAGAAAGCAUGACGGACACACAAAUCGCAGAAGCUAUCGCGAGACAGGGAGUCCUCCCGACUUACUGGAUCGGAAGGUAAAUAGGGUCAUACAAAGUGAGUCCCAAACCAACCCGAAGACAACAAAAGCAAAGCCUCGUACUCCCCCCCUAUAGUACCCGAUCGCUGAUAAUAGUCUAGCAGAUUCUCUACGGCUAGAAUAUUAAUAGACUCGAGACCGGAGGCUAGAAGUGUAUCGUUAGGUAUUGUACAACACGGCAUGGGCUGGACCCAUCGGCAAAAGUCAGGUCAAAGGUCGACUGGCUCGAUCACGGGGACGUUUAUAUUCCAUAUAUCAUCAUAAUAUCCCUUUUCGUCUGUAACAUUAACAUUAUUUCAUAGCAUGAUUCCUUGGUAGACAAAACGAUUUCCUAGGACAGAUCGUACGAUAGAUUGUUUUUUACCUAAAAAUAUACCUAAAAUUUGCUGGUUCUAGCUGCCCAUACUUCUUAUUGUCAUGUGCUGCUUUGUGGGCUGAGGUAUUUGAAGUCAGAUGCAUAUUCGCCUAAUAUACUAGCUCAUGCCAGUUGUUUCCUAAGAACCAC
Molecule: messenger RNA, 1847 nt
Organism: Daldinia caldariorum
Lineage: Eukaryota; Fungi; Ascomycota; Sordariomycetes; Xylariales; Hypoxylaceae
Exons: 1
Coding region: 646-1344 (232 amino acids)
Source: RefSeq, a predicted model, not a curated record